Messenger RNA from Sitodiplosis mosellana (orange wheat blossom midge), 5578 nucleotides. It is a transcript of the gene Eip74EF, whose product is annotated as ecdysone-induced protein 74EF. NCBI's taxonomy places the organism in Eukaryota, Metazoa, Arthropoda, Insecta, Diptera, Cecidomyiidae. Gene Ontology annotation, cellular component: nucleus. The record is from RefSeq and is a predicted model, not a curated record. The coding region runs from base 2644 to 4335 and encodes 563 amino acids. Gene Ontology annotation, molecular function: sequence-specific DNA binding; DNA-binding transcription factor activity, RNA polymerase II-specific. Gene Ontology annotation, biological process: regulation of transcription by RNA polymerase II; cell differentiation. The transcript is spliced from 5 exons.
GUAUGUAAAUGGUUUGGAAAAGUAGAGGAAGGUCGGUUCAUAGCUGUCAUACUUGUACUAUUUCGUCAUUCCGACUCGAGAACGAAUCGGGCUAACACGCGUUUUCGGAUUUCUACCUCAAUUUUUGCUGUGGUGUUCAUACACAACAAGAAUACUUUAGAGAUACAAACACAAAAAAAAAACAAAUUAUUAAAUAAAAUACAAAUUAUUACAAACAAGAAAGCAGAAAUUAAAAACAAAAAAAAAACAAAAAAUAACAUUCGUCUAAUAUCUUUGCAACCAAAAAAUCAGGUUUUAAACAAAAUAUUUUGAUAAAAACGAAAAAUGAAAAUAAUUUAAAGAAAAAACACAAGUAGAUCGUCUGUUUUAGUGCAAAAAAUAAAAUAAAACAACACAACGUUUAUAUCGUAGUAAAUUAUUCAAAUGAUGUAUUGAACUCUCUGUUUUUUCUUCGACAAAAAAAGAGAGAGAACAACAUAAUUGUUUAUUUAUUUUUGGUACGCGAAGCCAAAUUUUUAUUGCAACACACAUUUCCACAACCACACACUGUCCUACACCGAUCAUCGUGUCACACCGUGUGUGAUUUUCGACUAUCAUCUUGCUGCUACUCCUGCUGCUGCAGAUUCAUAAUUGCCGAGAUAACACACAGAGAGAUUGCACUCAAUAACUACUGUUUAGUCUCUUUGGUUGGUCCCACUCGCGAUCGAUAACACUUUUCGAUCGAGUAGAAAUACGGAGUCCAAAAACCGAUUCUGCAGUAAAAAACAACAACAACAACAACAAUUUUUUACAACACGUUACACUAAUUCGUAGUUAGACACAUAGCAAUAAUAACUUGAGCUCAGUGCAAACAAGGCAAUUUUUAUCGAACCUACGAUAAUCGAAAGAGCAAGAACGAUAGUUGAAAGAAGAAAUUUAAAAGAAAGACACACAUAUAUACACAUACAGAGAGUAGAACUUUUCAACGAAAAGCGGAAGCCGCACACAGAAAGCGAAAAGCACCGCAGAAAACAAGCAUACAACAAACGGUUCUAGUGAAAACGAAAGUGAAAUUACAAUCGCGUCAAAAUCCAAUCCAUUUGAAUCAUUUCGCCGAAAGAAAGAGCGAGAGCGAGUACGUUAAGCUUUAAGCCGUCAUCGUUGUCAUCGCAGUCGCUGCAAGUGUUAUUUAUUUUUGUUUAUGUUAUGUUCAUGUGUGAAAAACCAAGACCGAGAAAAGAAAUAAAGUAUACACAAAUGUUCAAUUGAACUCGCGACGGAAGAGACAUAGUCACAAGAUAAAAAAAAAGAAGAAAGAAACAAAAACCAAUAGAAAAGUGGUGUGAAAAUAGUACAAUUCAGCUUCUCAAGUUUAAAAAGAAAUUUCUUUGGUUCUGUUCUGUUUUUUUUUUGGUUUUGUUCAAAUCAAUGUUGGUUGCGUUCAUUUAGUGAAUUUUCAUGAUAGUGUGACAACAACAACAUAAUAAAAAGUAUAUAAAUCAAAUAUUUAAAACAAAAAUCCCCUCAAAACAACACAAAUUAACCCCCUAAAACAACAUAGUUAAAAUGUUAUAUAUGCUAUUUGGUUAAAUGAUGAUUAUCGUCGUUUUAUCUGUUGAAGGAAAGAAUACAAAAAGAAUUAUUACGCAAAACAACAAUUAUGAUCUAAAUCAAUCAACUAAAUCAAACAUUCUUGUACGAAAUUCGUUAAAAGAAAUAAUAGUAACCAAAACCAAUCGCGAAAUCAAACGUAAAUACAAUUUGAAUUGAAAAGCGCGAUUUGAAAAUUAUUUCUUGGCAAAUAAAAUCGAUCAAAUCAUACAAACGAUUAAAUGUCAAGUAGUAACAUUUGGAUUUAGUGAACUUUAAAUAGAUAUAUUAUAUAUAUUUUUUAAAAAAGGAAGAAAAAAACAAACAAACUCUAAAAUUAUUCUUAUUAUUGUCUCAGGUGAAACAUUAAAAAAAAUAAAAAUAAAUAAAACGAAUGAUUUGAGCAUCCAAUGUGUUUUUGACCAAAUAUAAGAAAAUUUAAGAGAUUCACAAAAUUAUUUCGUGAAAAGACAACAACAACAAAAUCAACGUGAAAGAGUAUCCAAUAUACAUUGUGUGAACGAAAGUUUGACCACGUCCAGGCAUACACUCUCUCACACAUACAAUACCAACGGUUUCAACAAUUUUAAAACUUAAACAAGUAACAAACUAACGCUCUCGGCCUCUUCGGGGAGUGAUUUAUAAAUAAAAUGAUCAAGAACUAAUAAUAUCCAAAGCGAACAAUAAAAAGGCAGACGAAGAUAAGAAAAAUAAGUAGAAAAAAACGUGCACACACAUACAUACACCGAAUAAAAACGGAAGAGGAAUUGAAAAAGGCAUCAUUCGAAGUAAAUAACUAGCCGUUGUUUAGUGAACAAUGUUCGUGUAAACGAGAAGCAGACUGCCAAAGCUCAUCCACUCACAAUACACAACGCGCAACGCAACGCAACACACGAAUCAACCAGUGAAUUAAUCAGGAAAUUCGUUGUCGUUCAAUUUUUUUAUCCUCUGAUAUUCGUUUGCGCUUGUUCAUCGUCUUCUUUGGAAAGAACGAACGAGACAAAAAAAAAUCGCUUACGAAAGGCUCAACGACACAAGCGCACAUACACACACACACAUACAUAUUAAUCCAAGAUGAUAAUGAUUCAGCAACAACAAGUUUAUCCACCUUUUGGGCAAAAAAUGGCCGCAAAAUCGGGGGCUCUGGUGAAACCGGAGGAUGACACAUCGAUUGAAUCGAUUCCGACAACACCGAGCGGUGUCGCCGUUUGUGUGAUCAAAGAGACAGAAAGUGUGCUCAAAUCAAGUACAAUGCGAGCGGUGGCUGAACGUUGCCGAUCCGAGAGUCCAGCCGAGAUGACAUUUAACGGUGUAAUUAAGGGUGCUGAUCUGAUUGGUUCGCGCAGGUCGCCUGCAUCGGUGGUAACCAAAGCCGAGAUCACAGCUAUCACCAGCAUUGCACCAACAACACAACAGCACACAACAAACGAUCAGAGUAAAUACCAUGUGCGACGUUUUAUUAAGCGCAGCAACAGCAUCGAUGAUGACGAUGAAUUAUUUGAUGCCGAAGCCGAAGAUCGAAUUAUCAAACAGUAUGAACGACGCAAGAAUUAUGAUUCCGAGCCAGAGGGACGUGACGAUGAACCAUCAUAUGAUUACAAUGGUCGCUACACAACCGACGAUGAUGAACCAUUAGAUUUAUCACUUCCAGCCGAUCGGCGACGUCAUCAUAACUAUUCCGAUACCGAAUCAGACGAUUCAGCCGGCACCGGGGAAGACAAAGCCAGUGGCAAAGCAGCAUACAAAAAGAAUCUCAUGAAACGCUAUCUUGAUACAGAAAUACCGAUUAUAAAGCACUCAUCGAGUCCACCAGCGCUACCGACACACAACCAACCACAACAACUAUCGCAUCAAAACCAACAACAGACACAUCAUCAAACCCACCGGAAUCAUCUUCAAACAUCCCAUCAUCACCAGCAACAACAAAAACAGCAACAGCAACAGUUAUCGCAUCGACCAUUGCUGCAUAACUUAUUAAGCGGAACGGCAACACCAUAUCACAGAAAUUAUUGUACAUCGAGUACAGGAUCUCUACCACCAAGUCCAGCCGAUAGUGGUGUGUCCGAUGUGGAUAGUUCGAGUUCGGGCGGUCAACCAUGCAGCGAGGAACUGAAGGCACGAUUAGGCUUGCAACCACAUGUUGCACCACAAACAGUUCCUGGACCAUUCCUCAAUCCAAACUAUUAUCACAAUCCAACGCAACUGCGAAAUAUUUGGAACAAUCGCAAUGUUCAAUUGCCCGAAAAUUAUUAUCCCCAUUUGAUAAACGGUGCUUACAAUCCAUCGCACUUUCAAACGCCAUCACCAACGCGAAGUUUUCAUCCACACAGUGUAAUCCAAACACCAACAUCCAGUGUUAACGAUGAUUUAUCGUAUAUGAUUGAGUUCGGUUUGCAGCCACGUCGAAUAAAGAAGCAACGCAAGCCAAAAAUCGAAAUGGGUGUUAAACGGCGCAGCCGAGAAGGUUCUACAACGUAUCUAUGGGAAUUUUUAUUGAAAUUACUGCAAGAUCGUGAAUAUUGUCCACGUUUUAUCAAAUGGACGAAUCGCGACAAAGGCGUCUUUAAAUUGGUCGACUCAAAGGCCGUGUCCCGUUUAUGGGGUAUGCACAAAAACAAGCCGGAUAUGAAUUAUGAAACAAUGGGACGAGCCCUACGAUACUACUAUCAACGUGGCAUCCUGGCGAAAGUCGAUGGCCAACGUUUAGUUUACCAGUUCGUUGACGUACCUAAAGAUAUAAUCGAAAUCGAUUGUUCAAGCGCGUAAACCAAAAAAAAAGAAGAAGAAGAAGAAGGAAAACACAGAAAGAAUAAGAAGAAAAUCUUUGUUUUUUUUAAAUUAUUUUAAACAUUUCAAACAAACAAGAAAAAAAAACAACAGCAACAACAACAAAAAAUUGCAUAUACACAAAUCUAAGUUACACAUUGAGCUAAAGAAAAAACGAAAACACACAAAUCAAUGAAUUUGCUCGGAAUGUAUGUAUAUAGAAUAUGAACAAAACAAAACUAUUUGGCGCAAACGAAAUGUUUGGAGAUAUCCCAAAUUGAAAAUGAACACAAAGAAGAAGAGAAAUUUGUCUUUGCACUUUUUUUUUCGUGGUCACUGAAAACCGAAAUUGAUAACGUAUAAAAAAAAUUGUAAUAGUUCUGGUUUACGAGCGCACCGGACUUCCUCAGAUACUGCAAGCAAAAUGACUUCUUUUUCGGGGCAAUAUCGGUCAGGAAACAGUGACUCUCUCUCUCUCUCCCUCUCUGGGUAUGUGUUUUUCGAUUUUCUAAUUGAAAUUCGCGCCACAAACCGCCGAACUACAGACAAAGUGUACAGUUGCUUUUCGAUAUUUUGGGCUGGGAAAAAGCAAAAUCCGUUUCGAUAAUGAAUCAAAAGCCUUGGCGCAGGCAAUAUUAACCAAGCCAAAAAUCGAAAAUCAACCGAAGCAUUUCCGGGUUCGAGUGUUGAGUCCUUCGAAACGGAACGGAACAAAACCGAACGGACUGACUGAGUCAAGUGAUUGUCUCCCAAAUCACGCGUUCCGAAUAUAGAUUCGUUACGUUCGAUUCUCAUUAUCGAGGUAAUCUUGCGUUAAGGAGCUAAACGUAUUCUUUUUUUGUCUAACAUUUUAAUUCAAUGUUUGAGAAGUCUGAUGAAAAAUAAAUAAAAUAAAGAAUGAAAGAACAAAAAAAAAAAACUGAACUUGGGAAUUUUCCGGUGAACAAAAAAAAAGAGUAAUAAUAAUUAAUACAAAUAAACCCAAACGACACAACAAAUAAAAAUGUGCUUUAUAAUGGGGCAUGUAGCGGUUGCAUACAGCGUCAAAACCAUCGAAUCAAAUCGGAAAAAAAUAAUGUUGAUAUGUUUAAAUAUACAACUUCAUUACAGAAAGAAAAAGAACGAGAAGAAGAAGAAGAGAAGACGUGUAAAAGCAUCUGUUGUGUGAUUUCUCUUGAUGUUUUUUAGAUAAUACAAAGGAAAAGUAAGAACAAGAAGUAAAAGUAGGAGACGAUGAUGAUGA